Molecule: messenger RNA, 1738 nt
Organism: Callorhinchus milii (elephant shark)
Lineage: Eukaryota; Metazoa; Chordata; Chondrichthyes; Chimaeriformes; Callorhinchidae
Product: phospholipid phosphatase 5
Exons: 11
Coding region: 1-1383 (460 amino acids)
Biological process (GO): proteolysis
Molecular function (GO): metalloendopeptidase activity
Source: RefSeq, a predicted model, not a curated record
AUGGGACACAACCUGGGAAUGUCCCACGACCAGGCGGGCUGCUACUGUCAGGCCGGGGCCUGUAUCAUGGCGCCCUCCAUCGGCCGAAAGUUCCCGGACAAGUUCAGCUCCUGCAGCCACCAGAACUUCCAGAGCUUCGUGUUGUCCCGAACAUCCUCCUGUAUUCGCAACAUCCCCAACAUCCACGAGGUGAUCGGCGAAGCCGUCUGCGGCAACCGCUUCGUGGAGAGGGGGGAGGAGUGCGAUUGCGGCACUCCAGAGGAAUGUCAGAACGACUGCUGUAACGCGGAGACGUGUGAGCUGCGCGCGGGCGCUCGGUGUGCCGACGGGGACUGCUGCCAUGAGUGCAUGUUCUCUGAGCCGGGCAGUGUGUGCCGUCCGGAGAAACAUGAUUGUGACCUACUGGAAAUGUGCGACGGCAGAUCGAGUCAGUGUCCGGAGGACACUUACCGGAUGAAUGGGUCUCCGUGUCAAAAGAACACCGGCUUCUGCUACAACGGAGAAUGUCCGAACACCAAGAAGCAGUGUGUGGCUUUGUGGGGUCCAGGAGCCCGACCGGCCCCCGACGUCUGCUUCAACAACAAUCGACGAGGGAAUUCAUACGGUCACUGUCGCAAGAUCUCACCGAAUACCUUUAAAGCUUGUGAUGCAAGGAUCUCCGAGUCGCUGACUCCAUUUCAGCGAGUUAUCCACCCGGAGGAGAUGUGGCUGUACAAAAAUCCCCGGACGGAGAUCGAUCGAGUUCCCACCUGGCAAAUGUUUGCCAUUUCCUUCCUGACCCCACUCUUCACCAUAUUCUUCAUGAGGUUGUUGAACAAAUCUGAGGCCGGUGACGUGAAGGAAGGCUGUUUAGCCGCGACUCUGGGCUUGGUUUUGAACGGCGUCAUCACCAACACCAUUAAGCUGGCGGUCGGCAGGCCGCGACCAGAUUACUUUUUCCGCUGUUUCCCGGACGGAGUGGAGACCAAGGACAUGCUGUGCACCGGGGAUCCCAGCGACAUCACCGAGGGCCGGAAAAGCUUCCCCAGCGGCCACUCCUCCUUCGCGUUUGCCGGGCUGGGCUUCACGUCGCUGUACUUGGCCGGGAAGCUGCACUGCUUCAACUCGUGGGGCCGGGGGAGAGGAUGGCGUCUGUGUGUGAUGCUGCUGCCCCUGUACUGUGCGGCCACCAUCGCCAUGUCCCGGGCCUGUGACUACCGUCACCACUGGCAAGAUGUGGCGACCGGCUCCCUGAUCGGCCUGGCUCUGGCCUACACGAGUUACCGGCAGCACUACCCGUCCCUGUCCGACCCCGAAUGCCACAAGCCGUACGCGGCGCGGAGCAGGUCAGCGGGGACCCAGGACAGGAAGCUCAACAGCUCCAGCUUCAAGCUCGACGUGUAGAGACCCCGGGACCACCAACCACCACCACCAACCAACGUAGAGAUCCCAUCCACCCAACGACCGGACCCUCAAGACCCGCAUAUUAACCCGUUCGUUCGUCUCCGGUCAGAAGCCGUAACCUAUUUAUUAUCGGGACCAUAUUACGUCGCCUAGAGAUAGUGACACACACACACCCGACCGACCACACAGAACAUGUGAGCGAGUGAGUGAGUGAGUGAGUGAGCGAGUGAGUCGAUACGAGGGAAUUAAAGGGGCUGGCAAGCGAGCAGAACAGAACCCACCAUAGCAGGUCCUACUUCUAUCGUCCGACGCAGCGCCUUAUCACGUCGCCGAGACGUCUCAAAGCGCUUCACGG